AUGAACUUUGUAUCUGUAUUGACGUUCUGUUUUAUUUGCUCUGUUGGCGCUUCGGUCACACCUGGUUCGCAGGAUCAUGCGACGCUCGCGGUUUCCAAAGAGAUCCUUAAUCGCUACUUGGUCGAAGCAAAGGAAGUUACAAUCCUUUAUACCAUCUACAAUCUUAGUCCCAUGAGAACUGCUCGUGAUAUCGAGAUUCAUGACAAUCUUCCCGAAAGUGACUUCACGUUCGUUCACGGAAGCCGAUCCACUCGAUGGGCCUCCAUACCCCCAUCGACUAAUAUUACCCAUUCUGUAAUUGUUAUCCCGCGAUCUGUGGGCCUUUACAACUUCACCAGUGCUGAGGUCACGUACAAAGCUGGUCCGGAUUCAACAGUUACGUAUGGCUACUCGUCUGCCCCCGGGAUGCGUCAAAUCUUAGUUCCUUCCGUCUUCAACCGCCAGUUCUCUUCGCAUUGGGUAAAGUUACAAAUUUGCCCGAAUCUUCUCUAUCUGAUAAUGGAAUGGAUAUGCUUUGCCUUUAUUAUGGCGCCUUGCUCGGUUGUGCCUUACAUGCUUUGGCGCUCCAGUGCCUCAAAGUACAUGUGA
Mesocestoides corti is the source of this 588-nucleotide messenger RNA. Lineage: Eukaryota; Metazoa; Platyhelminthes; Cestoda; Cyclophyllidea; Mesocestoididae. The record is from the annotation of a GenBank genome assembly.